UAAAAAUAUCCAUACCUGCUCUAGUUUCAUCAUGAGGGGUGUGUCCUUCGUUUUGCCUGUCAUCUCAUACAGACUGUCCACCUGUCCGCUGGACAACCUUGUGGAAACAGCACAGGGACCAUUCACUGGUGUAGCCGCACCAGGGCCCUCUCCUCCCGGCACCAGUGAACAACGAUCCACAUUAACACAGCUGCUGUCUGCGGACGUAGGCAAAGGGGCGAAGUCGGAGGCGAAUGAGUCGUUUGGCUCAAGUGGCACGGAUCCCACAGAGAUGUGCUGCAGGGACCCGGACAAGUCCGGGCAAGGGUUCAGGAUCACCCCGGCUCUGGUGCUACUUGGCAUCCACCGGGCCAAGAAGUCGGUCUGCGAGAGCCGAUGCUCAGCUGGAGAUGACAUGAUGAUCGCGCUGUCAGUCCGGUACCGGAAGCGGCUGGGAUUGGACUAUCUGAAAAUACAGGACUUUACAUGCGGUGUUUGUAUGUUAAAAACUGGCGUCAAAGAUGGGCCAAAUAAAGGCAGGAGCUUCUACGUCUGCGUUGAUAAGCAAGGUUGUGAUUUCAACCAGAUGACCAGCAUCCCACCAUCCCACUGUCUGUGUCAUGAAGACUCUAUGGUGGAACUCCAAGCUCUCACCUACAGUCCAGAACAGCAGAGCCACAUGUUAUUCUACAGGUGUAUUCUAGGUAAAAAAGCUGGACGGAAAUGGUGUGGAAAUGUCCCAUGGACUGCACCAGAAAAAGAAAACCAUAACCCUAAAUAUCACAUCCAGGCAAAACCCUCAUGCCUGCCAUCUGUACGAAAUCCUUUUAAGGCCCCUGCCAAGACAGAUAAGGAGUCUGAUUGGAGAACGAUGCAGUGUGGUGGAGCUGAUGAUAAAGUGCAAGGAAAGAAAGACAGUGGUCACAAAGGUGGAGACAAAGAAAGUUAUCAGAAAGAAAAUGAUGAAAUGUUAGGUGCAGGACUAGAGAAAGAUAUGCUGAAUUCAUCUGAUACAUACAGAGGUAAACCACUUCCCUCAGGAAUGAAAGUAAAGAAGAGUGUCUCAAGUGAGGACGCAACUAUCCCCAAACCUAAGAGUGUGGAAAAUGUUGCAGAGAAGGUGCAAGAGAAGGCUAAAGAGAGCCACACUGAGCAUGAAGAAGUAGAUAAAAUCACAGCAAAACCGGUCGGAAGGGAGAGUGCCUAUAAAUUUGUACCCAGCAGCAGCACCCAGGCUUCCAGAGGCUCUGAUACCACAAAGCCCAAAUCUAACAAAGAUGAAUCCAAUGACACCAGAAACCUACAAGAUGAUGAUGAUGAUGUCAUUGUGGUGUCAGUAAAGAACGCUACACAGAAAACUCCCCCUCUUACUGCUGUUCAGAAAACACUGACCAAUUUCCCAGGAUUUCAGCCAGCUGCUAAGUUCAAAGUUCCGCAGCAAAAUCCCAAAGGGUUACACAGCCUGCUGACGUCACAGCUCCGACAGAAAAAGGCAACUUUGUCUUCAGUGAAUGUGGAAGCUCUGCCAGAUAAAGGAGAGAGACUGAGAACCCAGGUUAAGGAGCUGGAGGACGCACUGGAUUCUCUGAGCCUCAAUGCUGCUUCUCAGCUUGAGUCUGAGGGAGAAUGCAGCAGCAGCGACAUUGGUCCAUGUAGCAGCCAGGUCAACCCAUUCUGCCGACAGGGUGGCACUGUACUGCUCCCUGCUCCUCCAGCCCCAGGUUCCUCCCAGCACCAAGCCUCCAGGUCCCUGGGUAUACAGUUAAGCCAGGGUCACAACCAGAUGUAUGGAGCAAACCAGGCCUUUUAUGGUGGACGGAUGACUGAGGACCGUCUACUGGCAGUAAAAAACGCCACCUGCGAGGCCAUUGACCACUUACAUAAAUCCCUUGAGUCCUGUCCUGACCCUGAGACUGAAGCCCCAGACCCUAAGGGCAUCAAGGUGCAACUAUUGGCUCAUCAGAAAAGAGCUUUGGCCUGGCUGCUCUGGAGAGAAGCCCAGAAUCCCUGUGGAGGAAUUUUGGCGGACGACAUGGGCCUGGGAAAAACACUGACUAUCAUUUCUCUCAUACUGGCUAAGAAUUCCAAGGCAAAAGAGAAAGAUGAUAAAAAGGAAGAGAAGAAGCUGGAGAAAUGGCUCUCCAAAACCGACUCCAGCCUUGUGGUUUCUGGAGGAACACUGAUCAUCUGCCCUGCCUCCCUGAUCCACCACUGGAAGAAGGAGAUUGAGAAGCACGUGAAGGCAGGGAAGCUCACAGUGUACCUAUACCACGGGCCCAACCGAGAGAAAAGUGCCAAACUCUUGGCUGAGUAUGACGUGGUUGUGACGACAUACAGUUUAGUAUCUAAGGAGGUUCCUGUCCAGAAGGAGGAGGCUGAGAAGCCCGUGACAGAUGCUGACGAUGUGCCCUCAGGCUCCGCGCCUCUGCUGCGAGUGGCCUGGUCCCGUGUGGUUCUCGAUGAAGCCCACAACAUAAAAAACCCCAAAGUGCAGACUUCCAUGGCAGUGUGUAGGCUGAGGGCUCGUUCCCGCUGGGCGGUCACUGGUACACCCAUCCAGAACAACCUGCUGGACAUGUACUCACUGCUCAAGUUUCUGCAUUGUGCUCCGUUUGACGAGUACAAACUAUGGAAAGCUCAAGUAGACAACGGCUCUAAACGAGGCAGAGAGAGACUCAACAUCCUGACGAGGACUCUGCUGCUCCGGCGAACCAAAGACCAGCUGGACUCCACAGGGAAACCAUUGGUCUCUCUUCCUGAUCGGACCUGCGAGGUGCAUCGCAUCAAACUUUCAGAGGAUGAGAAGGCUGUGUAUGAUGUGGUCUUUGACCAGUCCAGAUCCACUCUGCAGAACUACCUGAAAAGACACGACGGAAAUGACCUGAACAAGGGGAAACCGUCUGGUUCCAACCCUUUUGACAAAGUGGCACAAGAGUUUGGUAUGUCCCAGGCCGACCCUGCUGUAUCGAAUUCCAAACCGGCCCAGCAGGUGUCCAGCACCGUCCACAUCCUCUCCCUGUUGCUGCGACUCAGACAGUGCUGCUGUCACCUGUCCCUCCUUAAAAAGACUCUGGACUCAUCAGAGCUGCAGGGCGAUGGGAUUGUCUUGUCUCUGGAGGAGCAGCUCAACGCUUUGUCACUCUCCUCCAGCCCUGCACCAUCAGGCCCUGACCCCAAAGACACUGUGGCCCUUAAUGGCACUCGCUUCCCCUCAAAGCUGUUUGAGGAUACCAGUGAGAGCACCAAGAUUUCUGCCAUUAUGACAGAGCUGAAGGCAAUCAAACACAAGGAUAGCGAUCAGAAAAGUGUGAUCGUGUCCCAGUGGACCAGCAUGCUGCACAUUGUUGCAGUUCAUCUGAAGAGAUUGGGCCUGAGAUACGGCGUUAUUGAUGGUACGGUCAACCCCAAACGUCGGAUGGACCUGGUGGAAGAAUUCAACACUAACCCUAAAGGACCACAGGUGAUGCUGGUUUCACUUUGUGCUGGAGGUGUUGGACUCAAUCUCAUUGGUGGAAAUCAUCUGUUUCUCAUUGACAUGCACUGGAACCCAGCUUUAGAGGAUCAGGCAUGUGACCGAAUCUACAGAGUUGGGCAGAGAAAGGAUGUCACCAUCCACAGGUUCAUGUGUGAUGACACAGUGGAGGAGAAGAUUUCCACAUUGCAGGCAAAGAAGAAGGAGCUGGCCCACAACGUGCUGUCAGGAACAGGAAGCACUUUGACCAAGCUUUCCCUGGCUGAUCUUAGGAUCAUUUUUGGUGUCUGAGAUGUUAAAAAAUGAGAAGAUGCUGUCAAAACCACUGAUAACAGUCUAGCUGAUCAACACAGUUUAAGGUUUGGGGUAAUUUAAAAAUGAUAAAUCCCCUUUAAUCUGAGCUAAUGAGAACCGUUUUUACCCCCUUAGAGUUUCUGUGUUGUGUGUCCUGCCUUACUUUGUCCAGUGGUUUCUUUUCUGCUUUAAAACACGGUAUUGGAAUAUUAUAUGUUCACUAAGAUAUGAGCUGCUACUAAGUGAUUUAAUCCACUUGAUAUUAGAAAGGUUUCAUUUGUUGCUCCAAAAUUGGUCAGAAAAGAGAAAAUCCUAAAUAUGUUUAUUCUUUGAAAUUAUAACACAACUUAUGUUUGCAAAAUACAUAUCUAUAUACUGCUUUACUUGUUUGUCUAUACUUAGGUUUUGCUUAUUGCGAUUCUGUUUAUGUGAGUGAUGAAUGAAUGAGAUGAGAUAUUUGUUUUCUUACCUCAGGUUAAAUUAGUUACUGUUACUGCAAUUUCAUGUAGCUUUAUUAGAGUGAAGCAUAUGUUUUCUCUUCUGUCAUCAUUGGAUAUUCAUGUAGCAUAUUGGUGUUAUGUGUUGAAGUUUGAAUAAAUACAGGUAAUGCAAGUUAUAGAAAAUAAAGUGAGUGCCUUGA
Messenger RNA from Betta splendens (Siamese fighting fish), 4385 nucleotides. RefSeq names its product transcription termination factor, RNA polymerase II (gene ttf2). The record is from RefSeq and is a predicted model, not a curated record. NCBI's taxonomy places the organism in Eukaryota, Metazoa, Chordata, Actinopteri, Anabantiformes, Osphronemidae. Gene Ontology annotation, molecular function: zinc ion binding; ATP binding; ATP-dependent chromatin remodeler activity. The transcript has 24 exons. The coding region runs from base 32 to 3742 and encodes 1236 amino acids.